GCCGCCCGCGCCCGCGCCGCCGCCAGUGGAGUGGCCUCCCCGCCGGUCUAGGGUGCUUCGGCUCCACCAAACAUGUCGGCUCCGGUCGGGCCCCGGGGCCGGUCGGCUCCCACCCCGGCGGCCUCUCUGCCGCCUCCGCAGCCCGAGAUGCCCGACCUCAGCCACCUCACGGAGGAGGAGAGGAAGAUCAUCCUGGCAGUCAUGGACCGGCAGAAGAAAGAAGAGGAGAAGGAGCAGUCUGUGCUCAAAAAAUUGCAUCAGCAGUUUGAAAUGUAUAAGGAACAGGUAAAAAAGAUGGGAGAAGAAUCACAGCAACAGCAAGAACAGAAGGGUGAUGCACCAACUUGUGGUAUCUGCCACAAAACAAAGUUUGCAGAUGGAUGUGGCCAUAACUGUUCAUAUUGCCAAACAAAGUUCUGUGCUCGUUGUGGAGGUCGUGUGUCAUUACGCUCAAACAAGGUUAUGUGGGUAUGUAAUUUGUGCCGAAAACAACAAGAAAUCCUCACUAAAUCAGGAGCAUGGUUUUAUAAUAGUGGGUCUAAUACACCACAGCAGUCUGAUCAAAAGAUUCUUCGAGGACAGAGAAAUGAGGAGGCACCUCAGGAGAAGAAAGCAAAGCUACAUGAGCAGGUCCAAUUCCAGGGACCCUCAGGCGAUUUACCUAUACCUGCAGUGGAGAAAAGUCGAUCUCCUGGGCUCACAAGACAGAAUUCUAUUAAGAAUGGGUCAGAAGUAAAGCACCAAAUUGCCAGUGACAUAGCUUCAGACAGGAAAAGAAGUCCUUCAGUGUCCAGAGAUCAGAAUAGAAGAUACGACCAAAGGGAAGAAAGAGAAGAAUAUUCACAGUAUGUUCCCUCAGACAGCACAAUGCCAAGAUCUCCAUCAGAUUAUGCUGAUAGACGAUCUCAACAUGAACCUCAGUUUUAUGAAGAAUCUGAUCAUUUAAAUUAUAGAGACUCCAACAGGAGAAGUCAUAGGCAUUCCAAAGAAUACAUUAUAGAUGAUGAGGAUGUGGAGAGCAGAGAUGAAUAUGAAAGACAAAGGAGAGAGGAGGAGUACCAAGCUCGCUACAGGAGUGAUCCAAAUCUGGCCCGGUAUCCAGUAAAGCCACAACCCUAUGAAGAACAAAUGCGGAUUCACGCUGAAGUGUCCCGAGCACGGCAUGAAAGAAGGCAUAGUGAUGUUUCUUUGGCAAAUGCUGAACUAGAAGAUUCCAGGAUUUCUCUAUUAAGAGUGGACCGAACAUCAAGGCAAAGAUCUACAUCUGAACGUAGAGCUGCGAUGGAAAAUCAACGAUCUUAUUCAAUGGAAAGAACUCGAGAGGCUCAGGGACAAAGUUCUUACCCACAAAGGACCACAAAUCAUAGUCCCCCUACCCCUCGGAGGAGUCCAAUACCCAUCGAUAGACCAGAUAUGAGACGAACCGACUCACUAAGGAAGCAACAUCACUUAGAUCCCAGCGCGGCAGUAAGGAAAACGAAACGUGAAAAAAUGGAAACGAUGUUAAGGAAUGAUUCUUUGAGUUCAGACCAGUCAGAAUCAGUGAGACCUCCACCACCAAAGCCUCAUAAAUCAAAGAAAGGGGGUAAAAUGCGCCAGGUUUCACUGAGCAGUUCAGAGGAGGAAUUGGCUUCCACACCUGAGUAUACAAGUUGUGAUGAUGUUGAGAUUGAAAGUGAGAGUGUAAGUGAAAAAGGGGACAGUCAAAAGGGAAAAAGAAAAACUAGUGAGCAGGCAGUUUUGUCGGAUUCUAACACCAGGUCUGAGAGACAAAAGAAAAUGAUGUACUUUGGUGGCCACUCUUUGGAAGAGGAUUUGGAAUGGUCUGAGCCUCAGAUUAAGGACUCUGGGGUAGAUACCUGUAGUAGCACAACCCUUAACGAGGAGCAUAGCCAUAGUGAUAAGCAUCCUGUAACUUGGCAGCCAUCUAAAGACGGAGAUCGCCUAAUUGGCCGUAUUUUAUUAAAUAAGCGCCUAAAAGAUGGGAGUGUGCCUCGGGAUUCAGGAGCAAUGCUUGGCUUAAAGGUUGUAGGAGGAAAAAUGACUGAAUCAGGUCGUCUCUGUGCAUUUAUUACCAAAGUAAAAAAAGGAAGUUUGGCUGAUACUGUAGGACAUCUUAGGCCAGGUGAUGAAGUGUUAGAAUGGAAUGGAAGGCUAUUGCAAGGAGCUACAUUUGAAGAAGUGUACAACAUCAUUCUAGAAUCCAAACCUGAGCCACAAGUUGAGCUUGUUGUUUCCAGGCCAAUUGGAGAUAUACCUAGAAUACCUGAUAGCACACAUGUACAAAUGGAGUCCAGUUCUAGCUCAUUUGAAUCUCAGAAAAUGGACCGUCCUUCUAUUUCCGUUACCUCUCCAGUGAGCCCUGGCAUGUUGAGAGAUGUUCCACAGUUCUUAUCUGGACAACUUUCAAUAAAAUUAUGGUUUGACAAGGUUGGUCACCAGUUAAUAGUUACAAUUUUGGGAGCAAAGGAUCUCCCUUCCAGGGAAGAUGGGAGGCCAAGGAAUCCUUAUGUUAAAAUUUACUUUCUACCUGACAGAAGUGAUAAAAACAAGAGACGAACAAAAACAGUAAAGAAAACAUUGGAACCCAAAUGGAACCAGACAUUCAUUUAUUCUCCAGUCCACCGGAGAGAAUUUCGGGAACGAAUGCUAGAAAUUACCCUUUGGGAUCAAGCUCGAGUUCGGGAGGAAGAAAGUGAAUUCUUAGGAGAGAUUUUAAUUGAAUUAGAAACAGCAUUAUUAGAUGAUGAGCCACAUUGGUACAAACUUCAAACCCAUGAUGUCUCUUCAUUGCCACUGCCCCACCCUUCCCCAUAUAUGCCACGAAGACAACUCCAUGGAGAGAGCCCGACCCGGAGGUUGCAAAGAUCAAAGAGAAUAAGCGAUAGUGAAGUCUCUGACUAUGAUUGUGAUGAUGGAAUUGGGGUCGUUUCAGAUUAUCGACACAAUGGUAGAGAUCUUCAGAGCUCAACAUUAUCAGUACCAGAACAAGUAAUGUCAUCAAACCAUUGUUCACCAUCAGGGUCUCCUCAUCGAGUAGAUGUUAUAGGAAGGACUAGAUCAUGGUCACCCAGUGUCCCUCCUCCACAAAGGAAUGUAGAAAAGGGUCUUCGAGGGACACGUACUACCAUGGGACAUUAUAAUACAAUUAGCCGAAUGGAUAGACAUCGUGUCAUGGAUGACCAUUAUUCUCCAGAUAGAGAAAGUCAUUUUCUUACUCUACCUCGCUCCAGAUACAGUCAGAACAUUGUGCAUCAUCACAGAGAUGGCAGGGAUUGUGAAGCAGCAGAUAGACAGCCAUAUCACAGAUCCAGAUCAACAGAACAACGGCCUCUCCUUGAGCGGACCACCACCCGCUCCAGAUCCACUGAACGUCCUGAUACAAACCUCAUGAGGUCGAUGCCUUCAUUAAUGACGGGAAGAUCUGCCCCUCCUUCACCUGCCUUAUCGAGGUCUCACCCUCGUACUGGAUCUGUGCAGACAAGCCCAUCAAGUACUCCAGUGGCAGGACGAAGGGGCCGACAGCUUCCACAGCUUCCACCAAAGGGAACAUUGGAAAGAAGUGCUAUGGAUAUAGAGGAGAGAAAUCGCCAAAUGAAAAUUAACAAAUACAAACAGGUAGCUGGAUCAGACCCCAGACUGGAACAAGAUUACCAUUCGAAGUAUCGAUCAGGAUGGGAUCCUCAUAGAGGGGCAGAUAAUAUUUCCACUAAAUCUUCGGACAGUGAUGUAAGUGAUAUAUCUGCGGUUUCAAGGACUAGUAGUGCUUCUCGUUUCAGCAGCACAAGCUACAUGUCUGUCCAGUCAGAACGGCCAAGAGGAAACAAGAAAAUCAGUGUCUUUACAUCUAAAAUGCAAAGCAGACAGAUGGGCAUGUCAGGGAAGAGCAUGACCAAAAGCACCAGCAUCAGUGGAGACAUGUGCUCACUGGAGAAGAAUGAUGGCAGCCAGUCUGACACUGCAGUGGGUGCCUUGGGCACUAGUGGCAAGAAGCGACGCUCUAGCAUUGGGGCCAAGAUGGUAGCUAUCGUUGGUCUAUCAAGGAAAAGUCGCAGUGCUUCUCAGCUCAGCCAAACGGAAGCAGGGGGUAAAAAACUACGGAGCACUGUGCAGAGAAGUACAGAAACAGGUCUGGCAGUGGAGAUGAGGAACUGGAUGACUCGACAGGCCAGCCGAGAAUCUACAGAUGGCAGCAUGAACAGCUAUAGCUCAGAAGGAAAUUUGAUUUUCCCUGGUGUCCGCUUGGCCUCUGACAGCCAGUUCAGCGAUUUCCUCGAUGGGCUGGGCCCUGCUCAGCUAGUGGGACGUCAGACUCUGGCCACUCCUGCAAUGGGUGACAUUCAGGUAGGAAUGAUGGACAAAAAGGGGCAGCUGGAGGUGGAAAUCAUUCGGGCCCGUGGCCUUGUUGUAAAACCAGGUUCCAAGACACUGCCAGCACCGUAUGUCAAGGUGUAUCUACUAGAUAAUGGAGUCUGCAUAGCCAAAAAGAAAACGAAAGUGGCACGGAAAACGCUGGAACCCCUUUACCAGCAGCUGUUAUCUUUUGAAGAGAGUCCCCAAGGAAAGGUUUUACAGAUUAUUGUCUGGGGAGAUUAUGGCCGAAUGGAUCACAAAUCCUUUAUGGGAGUGGCCCAGAUACUUUUAGAUGAACUGGAACUAUCCAAUAUGGUGAUUGGAUGGUUCAAACUAUUCCCCCCCUCCUCUCUAGUAGAUCCAACCUUGGCCCCUCUGACAAGAAGAGCUUCCCAAUCGUCUCUGGAAAGUUCCACUGGACCUUCUUACUCUCGUUCAUAGCAGCUGUAAAACUGUUGUCACAGCAACCAGCGUUACAAAAAAAAAAAUACAUAUAUAUCCACAGGUCGCAAACCCUGGUAACACUGCAUGCUUAAUGUUGUGUCUUCUGAGCCCAUUUCUAGGGAUACAAAGCGAUCCUGUGUUCUCAGAGGAAGUUGCACACAUUGUGCCCUAACGAAGGCCCUCAGGUGAAAGAGCAGAGCUAUGAAGAACUAUCAGGUUUGGAGUUCAUUGACACUCGAGUUUUGGUCCAAUCUGAAGCCAUGGAUUAAUCUCAAAGAAUCCCGUCAGUUUCAUGCAACAAAAGCCCUUUUCAAUGGCACCUUUAUAUUUUUAUCGUUUUUCUUCAUUUAUCUAACCCAAAGCCCUGUUAUGCCACAGAAAUGGAGCUCUACAGCCAUUAAGCCAUGUUACAGGCCAAGGAAUGAAGUCCUAAGAAUCAUCAGGUGAAAAGCAAGGUCAGGAACAAAGCAUCCGCCCCUAGACCAGGAUCCGGAGGGAGAGAGGCCAGCUGGGAAGCUCCAGCUGGCAUGUCAUUUACUGAUGCCAAGAUGUGUCGGACUCUGAAAAUGACAAUUCUGUGGCUACACUGUACUGAAUGAAAUUAAAGAAACUUUUGCAUGGACUCAGAUUAGCUGAAUACUUUAAAUUAUUUUCUUGGGGCUGCAACUUGCAAAAAAAAAUAAAUAAAAAUCAGCCAUUUUCAACAAUUUAUAUUAUUUUUAAAAGUAAAUUUCACUAGUGCAUGGUUUUAAAUGGGGGAGAGAAUGCAACAGGGUGAUACCAAGACACGCCAUGUUUAUUCUUUAACCACAGUCUGUGUUUUGGCAGACAUUACAGAUGAAAAUACUUUCUAGCAGAUACUUCAAAUUCUCUUUAUGUGACAACAGCAAGAUAAUGUAUUCACUUUCUUUCCAUGUGAAAACACAAAUCUUAUGACCUUCAAUAUGUGCAAAUUCUUCACAUCGUUCUUCCUCUUCUCUAUCUCACUUUUCCUCUUCUCCCUCUUUUGUUUAUUUUCUUCCUCCCAAUGAGAGUGAACCUUAUAUUAAAAAUGAUGAGUUUUUUAUCUGAUUUAAUCUUCUACCCCAUAUUUGAUUCAGGGCUGUAGGUGCAUCUAAAUUUAUGAAUUUCUCAAGGGAAUUAAAAUAUUUAAGAGCUUUCUUUAUUUCAAGCAUGUUGAAAGGACUUUGCAACAUGACUUGGGAGUACACUUAAGUAAGUCAGCAUGUAUUUGACAAAGAAGAUAUUUGAACUUUUGCAACUUAUUGUACAGUGCAUGGUAAUUUUUUUUUCACCUUCAAAAUUCAGUUUACAGGAAAAUCCUACAAUCAUGUGGCCAUUGUAAUGUCUGAUAAAUUUGUUUUCGGCACCAGCAUUAUUCAUACAGGGGUUCAAGUAUUAUUUGUAGGUAUUCUUAGGGGUUUUUGGUUUGUUUUCUAAUUCUUUAAAUGAUUUCUUUAGCCAGUUUCCAUUUACUGUGUGAAUAGACACACUGCUAAAAAUUUGGAGCCCAGACACCCAAGGCUGUUUAUUAAUUCAUUUUUCUGUAGUAAAAAUCAAAAUUUUCACAAGUUAUAUUUCUAAGGAAAUAUCAUAAACAUAAAUUUGCAACAGUUUUAAAGCUCCAAUUUUUAAGUGACUCAAAGAAAGUCAAUAUGCCUACUAACUAGUUCUCUGAUGCUGUCAUCAGAAGUCUACAUGCAAAUGCUCUGGAGUCAAAACCCCUGCCUUUGGUUCUACUGACUGACAGUUAUUACCAUUGGGUGGUGCUGCAAGGUCAAAUUUCUCUCAAGUUCCCAAUUUAGAGGAAAUGUCACUGGUCAAUGAAGUGAACCACCCUUCCCUUCUGGUUCUUAUGUCCUCUUUGACACACGUUCUUAAUAGAUUGGUUUGACUUUCUUGCAAUACUUUUUGAAGUUCACACACAUCACAUCUGUUUAAAUGAAGUCCAUGCACAAAUAUUAUUUUCUUUGUUUUUUAUUUAUUUUUUCUAAUUCAGUGCUAAUCAUUGAAAACUAUCAUGCUUGAUAUGGUGCAAAAGUUAAAAUGAGUAUCACUAAAAAUGCCUUCUCUUUAUGUGGUGCAAUAUGAAAUACAUUAGGACUGUGUCUUGACAGUCUGAGAUCUACGAUGGACCCAGGUAGAGUUUUGAAAAGAAUGAAUAAAACUUUAUUGAAAUAAUUUAGACACCUGUGUACCAGCAACAAUUGAUUUAAUAGACCUGUAGUGUCUAUACUACCCCUUAGAAUAAACGUUUACCAUUUUCCUGAUACUAACAGGCAGUCACAUAAUCUUUUAUGCAUAUUCCUAUACAAAUUAUUUCUAAUUUUAAUAAGAAGGAUAUGACUGUAUGGAAUAUUUGUACAUACUUGUCAUUAUGCAGUAUUUAUUUAAAGUUGGUGUUGUUUCUUUUUUUUUUUAAUUUUCACAUGUCUGCACCUCGACUUGUGGUUUAGUCAUGUAAAUAGCACUAUGCUAGUGACCAUUGCUGCCCUGUACAUAAUACAUUUUCAAGUAAAGGGAAUUCCAGUUGGGGGAAAAAAACACAAAAAAGGGCAGAUUAGUCCUGUAACAAACACCAACUAAUGUAAAUCAAAUUCAUUCUGGUGAUGGUAUUUAACACUUUAAAUAAAACAUUUUCUUUAC
Messenger RNA from Dipodomys spectabilis (banner-tailed kangaroo rat), 7443 nucleotides. It is a transcript of the gene Rims2, whose product is annotated as regulating synaptic membrane exocytosis 2. Gene Ontology annotation, molecular function: transmembrane transporter binding; small GTPase binding. The coding region runs from base 73 to 4794 and encodes 1573 amino acids. NCBI's taxonomy places the organism in Eukaryota, Metazoa, Chordata, Mammalia, Rodentia, Heteromyidae. The transcript is spliced from 27 exons. The record is from RefSeq and is a predicted model, not a curated record. Gene Ontology annotation, biological process: regulation of membrane potential; calcium ion-regulated exocytosis of neurotransmitter; intracellular protein transport. Gene Ontology annotation, cellular component: cytoskeleton of presynaptic active zone; presynaptic membrane.